AUGCCAAAAGUGGAUGCCAUUUACAUCUUUUGUGGUAACAAGGAACGGCAUGAAGCAUGGGCGAAAGAUUGGCCAAAGAUUAGAGGUGUAUUCAACUCAAUCAAACCUAUUUGUGAAUCACUCAAAAAGGUCGUCCAUGAAUGCGAUCAUGAUUCAAUUCCGAUGAGCUUCAUGCCGAAGCGAUGCACGACAGAUGCAGCAUCGAACGUGCAAAAUCUUAACCAAUUACCGCCCACUUAUAUGUACUCGGUAAUUUUCAAGGAUAUAAUAUUAGAAAUCAAUGAUGAUGAUGCCAAAUCUAUUAAGGCUUUAGAAAUUUAUUGCAAAAAAAAAGAAAUUCCUGACACAGAAAUAAAUGACUUAAAACGUAAAUACCACCAGAAAUCACCAGUAUGGUGGUAUACAUGUGAAAUGUUUCUCUAUGGUAUGCUUAAUUGGGGGUUACGAUCGCUUGAUAUGGAAGCGAUGUCCAAAUUAGGCUUUUUUAUUCGAAGUUUACAUCUUCAACUGGAACAACUGCAUCAGGAACAAUCGGCUAAAUUUAAGAAAUCAUUUACCGUUUAUUGUGGUCAGGGAAUGAGCAAAGAAGAUUUUCAGAAUCUACUAGAUUCAAAAGGUGGUCUACUAUCGUUCAAUAAUUUCCUAUCAACAAGUAUGGACCCAAAAGUGGGCAUUGAAUUUGUUGAACGUACUAUGGAAAAGAACCAAGACAUUGUUGGCGUUAUUUUUAUUAUGACUAUUGAUCAAAGUAAAAUAUCAACUUCGAAUACUCCAUUUGCUAUGAUUGAUGAACACAGUGCUAUUCCGUCAGAACAAGAAAUACUCUUUACAAUGCACACUGUUUCUCGUGUCGUUGAAAUUAAACGGAAGCCUAACAAUAGUCGACUUUGGGAAGUACACUUGACUAUUACCGAUGAGAAUGAUCCACAACUUUCUACUCUUACCAAUAGCAUCAAACAGGAGAUUCGUGGUAGAGGAUGGCAUCGAAUGGGUCAAUCGAUGCUCACAGUGGGUGAUUUUGAUCAAGCUGAAGAGCUCUACAACGAAUUACUCGAGAAUGCCUCUACUGAUAGCGAUAGGGCACAUAUCUAUCACCAGCUUGGAUGGUUGAAACGCCAGCAAGGAAAAUACCCAGAAGCAGUUAAAUUCUACGAGAAAUCACUCGAAAUCUACCGGAAAACUCUUUCAGAAGAUGAUGCUUCAUUGGCUCCUACUUAUGGUAACAUCGGUCAAGUGUAUGACAGCAUGGGUGAAUACUCAAAAGCACUUGAAUUUUACGAAAAAUCACUCAAAAUCUAUGAAAUAUCUCUGCCUGCGAAUCAUCCCGAUUUGGCUACUUCCUACAACAACAUCGGUCUAGUGUAUGACAUCAUGGGUGAAUACUCUAAAGCACUUGAAUUUUACGAAAAAUCACUCAAAAUCUAUGAAAUAUCUCUGCCUGCGAAUCAUCCCGAUUUGGCUACUUCCUACAACAACAUCGCUACUACGUAUUACACCAUGGGUGAAUACUCGAAAGCACUUCCACUUCUAGAAAAAGCACUUGGUAUUUUACGAAAUUCACUCCCUCCAACGCAUCCACAUAUUAAAAGCACAAUGAAUAGUAUAGCAGCAGCGAAAAAGAAGUUGUAA
Rotaria socialis is the source of this 1629-nucleotide messenger RNA. The record is from the annotation of a GenBank genome assembly. NCBI's taxonomy places the organism in Eukaryota, Metazoa, Rotifera, Eurotatoria, Philodinida, Philodinidae.